Mauremys mutica (yellowpond turtle) is the source of this 2069-nucleotide messenger RNA. Its product is annotated as basic proline-rich protein-like. NCBI's taxonomy places the organism in Eukaryota, Metazoa, Chordata, Testudines, Geoemydidae. The transcript is spliced from 4 exons. The record is from RefSeq and is a predicted model, not a curated record. The coding region runs from base 1047 to 2069 and encodes 340 amino acids.
GGCAGGGGGCUUCUCUUGGCAGAGGUGCAGACUGGGGCCUCGCUGGCUGGGGCCGCACUCGGGGCAGGGUCUGCGGGCCGAGCGGGUCAGGCGCGGGCGGGCCGCGGUCGUGGGACAGGCGGGUCUCCGGCUGUAUGUGAGACAAGGGCAGGAGCUGUCCCAUGCGCAGUGGGCUGGCCCAGCUGGAGGGCCAGGUGCAGCUCUGGGCACCGGGACAAAGGGAUGGUCCAGAGGAGGGGUCCGAACCCCUGACCUGGGUGAGUUUAGAACCGAGCAGCCGGAGGGGCCUGUAGCAGGGGUCAGCUCUAGUGAAGGCUGGUAUCGGAGCCAGGGGAAAUCCCUUCCGUGUGCCAGAGCCCCUGGGGUCUCCCUCCCUCCCUCCCGGGUCGGCCACGCGGCCUGGACUGAACCUCCGGGCUGCAGCCUCCUGCUUCCCCCGUGAGCUCUGCCCAGCGAGUCCCAUUGAGCCAGACCCUGGCAGAGACGUGCCCAUGCUGCCGGGACGGUGCCCCUCGCCCAGCGUGGCAGGGACAGUCCCACAGCGCUGGCACGUAGUCGGGUGUGUUAGCUGGCCACGGCACAGGGAGCGCAGAGGGGUGCCCAGUCCGUUGUGAUCAGCCCAGGGCCCCGCCAGGUUGUGGGGAGCCCCUCGGGGCAGGCUCUGUCUGUCUCUCUCACUCGCUCUCUGACUUCCUUCCUGAGCCUGUUCCCCGGUGAGAGCCCCCACCUCGCCCUCCCAGCCCCUGGUCUGUGCCCAGCUUCCCGCUGAGAGCGUGGGGCCAGGAGUCACGAACGCUGCCAUCGGCUCUCUGGCCCCACUGCUGAUCUGGGGCGGUUUCAGCCAGUUGUUUAAUGACUGUUUGUUGCACCAGCCAGGGCGGUGAUGCGUGUACCCGUGUCUUAGGCUGCCCUGAGAGCAAACGGCACUGGGUAGCCGUGCAAAGUAUAGGGGAAACCGAGGCAGGCGUGAGACUCCUACAGAAAAUUCCCCCUUCGUCGCAGGGAUCAGUUAUUCUCCGGGUUCGCUGGGGGCAGGACAGGCAGCGAUGGGCUCUCCGCGGCCAGGGAGAUUCAGGUCGAAUAUUAGGAGCCAGUCUAACUGCAAGGGGAGCUCGGCCUGGAACUGGCCUCCCCCGUGGCCGCCUCGCACUGGUGGCUCAUGGUCGCCCCACGCACCAGGCCUCUCUCCUCCAUGGCGGCCAGCUGACGAGCCCCGAGCGGGUAGCAGAAACUGGGUUCCUGGCCCCAAAGUGCAUGCUGUGCCCCCCAGGCUGGGGGAGGGGGGUCUGAUAUCAGCGGGGGUCCCCCAAGCCAGGACGGGGGUAACAGGAGCGAUCAGCGCAGCGCCCCCAGCUGCCCACCCCUCCCGCUCUCUCUGUCCGUCUGUCCCCUGCAGACUGCGUGGUGGACGUGGCAGCCGGGGAGCCGCAGGGCGGGGGAGAACCGGGGGCCGGGCCGGGCCCUGGGGAGCUACGGCUGACGGUGCGAGGCCAGGAGAAGGACUCGCAGCUCACACUCAACGUGCCCAGGGCGGAGCCGCUGCACCGGCUGAUGGAGCGCUACCAGGAGGCCAUGGGGCUGGGCGGCCGCCAGCUCCGCUUCUUCUUCGACGGGCAGCGCCUGGCGGGGACCCGCACGCCCGAGCAGCUGGGCAUGGAGCCCGACGACGUCAUCGAGGCCUGGGCCUAGCCCCCCCCCCGGUACCUCCCCCCCAGCUUGGCAUGGAGCCCGACGACUCAUCGAGGCCUGGGCCUAGCCCCCCCCCCGGUACCUCCCCCCCAGCUGGGCACGGAGCCUCCUGGAGGCCUGGGCCUAGCCCCCCCCCCGGUACCUCCCCCCCAGCUGGGCAUGGAGCCCGACGACGUCAUCGAGGCCUGGGCCUAGCCCCCCCCCCGGUACCUCCCCCCCAGCUGGGCAUGGAGCCCGACGACGUCAUCGAGGCCUGGGCCGAGCCCCCCCCCCCCCCCCCCCGCACCCUGCAGCAGCUGGGCAUGGCCCUGCCCUCACCCCCGCACCUCGGCACGGCCCGGAGCCUGCCCAUCACGGCAGCCGCCCCCGUCUGUAAAUAG